This is a messenger RNA of Owenia fusiformis, 828 nucleotides long. The record is from the annotation of a GenBank genome assembly. NCBI's taxonomy places the organism in Eukaryota, Metazoa, Annelida, Polychaeta, Sabellida, Oweniidae.
GUAUUUGUCUUUUAAUUCAUUAGUGUGUUUGUCAUAUGCCUCAUUAAUAUGUUUGUCAAUUACUUCUUCAGUGUGUUUGUCAAAUGCCCCUUUAAUGUAUUUGUCUUUUACUUCAUUAGUGUGUUUGUCAUAUGCCUCAUUAAUAUGUUUGUCUUUUACCUCAUUAGUGAUUGUCAUGUGUAUAAUUAGUGUGUUUAUCAUUUACUCAAUUUGUGUGCUUUUCGUGUGCCUCAUUAAUGUAUUUAUCUUAUUAUUCAUUAAUGUGUUUGUCACAUGGCUCAUUAAUCUGUUUGUCUUUUACUUCAUUAGUGUGUUUGUCGUGUGCCUCAUUAUUGUGUUUAUCUUAUUAUUCAUUAGUGUGUUUGUCAUAUGGCUCAUUAAUGUGUUUGUGUUUUACUUCAUAAGUGUGUUUGUCGUGUGUCUCAUAAUGUGUUUGUCUUUUACUUCAUUAGUGUGUAUGUCGUUUGCCUCAUUAAUGUGUUUGUCUUUUACUUCAUUAGUGUGUUUGUCAUGUGCCUCAUUAAUGUAUUUGUUUUUUAAUUCAUUAGUGUGUUUGUCAUGUACCCCAUUAAUGUAUUUGUCUUUUAAUUCAUUAGUGUGUAUGUCGUGUGCCUCAUUAAUGUGUUUGUCCUCUUAUUCAUUAGUGUGUUUGCUAUAUGUCUCAUUAAUGUGUUUGUCAUUUACCUCAUUAGUGUGUUUGUUAAAUGCCCCAUUAAUGUAUUUGUCUUUUAAUUCAUUAGUGUGUUUGUCAUAUGCCUCAUUAAUAUGUUUGUCAUUUACUUCUUCAGUGUGUUUGUCAAAUGCCCCUUUAAUGUAUUAGUCUUUUAC